GGUGACGCGCGUUCUAAACCUAGAUCAAAUAUUCUGUUUUUAUAACGUUGCGAUGAUUUAAAUGUGAGCUGAAAGAUGUUGUAAAUUUAUUUUAUGAAUAAGUUUAUUUAUAUUCGAAGUACUUGUUAAAACUUUAAGUGUGUACGCGGACGUGUAAUCACCGCAGAUGUUGAAAUAAAACGUAAUAACAUGAUAAUAUAUUUGGUGUACUUUUAAAUGAUGUCAUGUUACACUGAAUAAGUUGUUCAGUGAUAAUUUAAGAAAACACAAUAGCGGUAAUAAAUUAUUAAUAUGGCGGGAAAGGUUACCUCUCGUAAAAGUAAGGCUAAGUUAGACGACGCCAUUGCAUUGAAUGGUGAAGCUCAAGAAACUUCUGAAUCUAAUGAAUCGGCGAACCAAAUGAUUACGGAGAAAAAUGAAAGUGAUAAUCCCGACUCAAAUAGUGUCGUCGAGGAGGCUAGUUCCAGUGAAGAAGUUAUCAGCAAUUCAAAAAAUCUUAAGAGAAAGGCAUCAGAAUCGUUAGAGGAAGCUAUUGAUACAAAUGAAGUAGAAGUGCCUAGUCAAGAUGACAAACAAGUUUCAGAUACUGAGCCGCUUAAUGAUUCAUCUGUUGAUGGACAUACUCGAAAAAGUGGAAGGAAAGUUCGCCCAAAGAAACCUAAAACAGCUUAUGAUGAUGAAUCACCAGCUCCCAAAUCAGCGACUGAUAAAGUGGUUAUAAAGCAAGAACCAGAGGAUGAGGAGAUGGUGCCAGAUACGGUUGAUGCAACCAGAAGACCAUCUUCUCAAAUGUCCAUAAAAUCAGAUGAUGGAACUGGUACAGAUUCUCCUGCUCAGAAUAAGGCCAAAUCAAAAACGGAUUUGUCUAAUCCAUUGCUUAGAGAACCUAUGGCUUUAGGCUGGAAACGAGAACUAGUAUUUAGAGCCACUCUUGAUAGUAAAAACAGACGUCAAGGGGAUAUCUAUUAUUACACACCAUCUGGAAAAAAGCUACGAUCCACUCGUGAAAUAGCAGACCAUUUGAGUGAUGGAUUAACUAUGGAAAAUUUUUCUUUUGCAAAGGAACCCAUUGGUCUAAAUGAUCCUUCGAAGGAGAUCAUACGCGAUGCUCGAAAUAUUAAAGGGAGGGGAAGUUUAUCUUCAAGGGCAGAUUCACCUACAACUCCUGUUGCACCGCCUAGUAGUACCUCCUCCAUAGGUAAACGAACACCUAAACCCAAAUUGCCAAAAGGAGUCAGUCCUCCUCCUACACCUGCAAUGAAGCAAGAAGUUGUCACUCCUACUCCCGAACCGGAACCUAAAGUAUCUCCAAAAAAAUCACCGAAGUCUUCAUUUAAGGUUAAACUUACAAAUGCCCGACUUUCAAGUCCAGCUUCAAAAACGUUGGGUAUAAAACAUGCAAAGUCAUUGAAAAGGAAGUCUUUGCCAGCUACAAAUGAGAAACCUGUUAAACAAUCUGUUGAGAAAUCAGAAAAACCAAAAAAGCUGUCCACAGGGAAAAAAGCAUCAGUUAAAAAUACUGUACGUAGCAGCACUGAUGUGAUAGUGGAAACUAAGAAAAAAGAAGUUGAAAAUAGAUUGGAUACGUUACUUGUGCAAUCUUCAACAAAUCCUGUCAAAGACCAAUGUUCAAUUCAAUGUCUGAAGGCUAUGGGCAUGAUACCAACACUUCAAUGCCAGCAAUGUCUCUGUUUGUAUCAUUACGAAUGUAUUGGUAUAAAGAAAGAAGAUCAAUUGAACUCUUUUAAAUGCAUGAAAUGUAUUGAAAAGGCAGCAGAAGAUACUGCAACUGUGGUGACUGAUAAUAUUCAUUCAACUAACAAACCCGCUCCUCCUCCACUCACUCCUAUUACAUCAAUCAAGUCGCACCUUCCUGCAUCUGAUUCACCUCCAAAAUUGCAGCGCAUACCACGGCCUGGUGAUAAAAAUCUUAACCCUAAGUUAAUAGCAGAUAAUAAAAAUGUAACUACAACAGAUGUUCCUAAAUCUAAUAAUAUACUACAGCCUUCCGAUAAAAAAUUUGAUGAUGGACAUAAAAGUUUGUUGGGUUCAGUUACAACUUGGUUACCACCAAGUUCUAGCAUCCAAAUGUCAAAAUCUCAAACAAUCACUGAAACUAAUCCCACUGCUUGUACCCAAGGUAUUGCGCAUUGUGCAGGCAAAAAGUAUAUAGUGGUACCAAAGCACAAUGUGCUUAGUGUUUUUCCUGCCCAAAUAGUGGAUAAUGGUGAUAUGAAAAUUACUGAGAAUGCUUUAAGUGGUAUAAGUAUUACUACCGUAUCCUCAUCAAAUUUAAACAUUCCACAUCAAAUAAAAGAUCCUAUAACAAAUAUUUCUAAGGUGGUGAAUUCAGAUAAUGUUCCAAAUCCAAUACCUGAUAAUAAUAUUCCCUCUAAUUUGCUUAACAAUAAUGGGAAUGCCUCCGUAGAUGAUUGUGGUUUUAGUCACACUGAUAAUACAUCUGCGGAUGAAAAUUCUUCAAAGAAAAAGGUACCGCAUGAGACUGGACCCUCUGCGGAUCCGGAAAGGUCUUCAAAUAAGGCAGUUUCGAAUUCUGAGGAUGAACAAAAAUCGACAGAUUCUGAUAAACAGGUUACUCUGUCACAUGCACCAUUUGUUCAACAUUUCUGUUUGAAUGUGUCAGCAGGAUAUUUUGCUUUAUUGAAGAUCUUUCAAUAUUUAAAAGUGCAGGAAUUACUCCGAGCAAGUCGUGUUUGUCGAUUAUGGUAUGAAAUGUCUAACAGCCCAUCAUUAUGGAAGACUGUGAGAAUGAAAAAUUCUCAAGUGGGAGACUGGCACGGUUUUGCUAAAUCUCUUCAGAAACAUCAAACAAAAUUUUUAGAUUUACGUAAAAUGCUCAUUCCCGCUUCUGUUAAUCCUGAUGAUAUGUGGAAACAGUUUUCGGACAACAUAGGUCUAGCUGAUUCCCUUAUUUCAAUAGAUUUUUGUAGAUGUCCUGCAAGAAUUAUAGAAAAACUGUGUGAGACAAAUCCCAAAAUGGAAACAAUAAAUGCAGUCACUAUUAGAGAUGAUAAAUUAGAUUUAGCACCAUUUGCUACUCUUAAAAAUUUACAUGAAUUGCGAUUAAAAUCUUCUGGAGGAUUUGAAAUUCAGAAGGACUUGUCACCUUUAAAAGAUUUAAAAAAUUUGAGGCAUUUAUCAAUAACAUCUGUUAAAGAAUUGGGAAAAUAUGGCUGUGACACAAUAGCAGAACUGGUAGAACUUCAGUCACUUGAGUUAGGAGAAUGUAAUGAUUUUCCAGAAGAUUUUGGUUCUAAUGUGUUAAAUAAGCUACAAAAAUUAGAACGGCUUAGGUUGGAGAAAGGUCAAGGCAAUUGCCACACAUUCAGCAUAUUGGAAUGUGUUAGUAAACUCCCUUCUAUAACACAAUUAGAACUUGUUAAUUUUGACAUUAAAACUGGAUUUGAUAAGAGUUUAGCAUUAUGCAAAAAUAUUAAAAGAAUGCUUAUAAUUCCGACAUAUAUUACUCAGUCAGCUACAACUAAUCAUAUGGUUCUAAGCGGAGUAAUUAAGUUGUCCUCAAGUCUAACUCAGUUUGUUUGGGGUGUAACAUUGGAGCUGUUGAGAGUAACUGAGCUUUUUGUAGACCAAUAUGAGAACAGCAAAAUUAAAGACAAGAAACCUCUAGCAGAAUCAAUACCUGUUUUAAAGCCUGUUCCGAGUUUAUUGCAACAGAAUGAAGAAAAAGUAGAGGAAGGUGGCAAUGCAGCAGAGGCCCCACAAGUUGAAAUUUUAACAUUACAGGCAUUACAAAAAUUAUUGAAUGGUUCACUUCCUCAAACAAAAGUUCGAAUCUUAAAGAUACCUUUUCACGCAUCGUGGAGGCAAAGCAUUUCUGACACACAGUAAAGUUCUAUUUUAAAUCAAAUUUUUGGAAUGAUAUUUUUGGGUCUUUCUGCCUUCGUCACUAUAUUUUGCAUUAUUUUGUGAUUGAGGACUAUCAAAUGUAUAUAUGCAAA
Ctenocephalides felis (cat flea) is the source of this 3980-nucleotide messenger RNA. RefSeq lists its product as uncharacterized. Gene Ontology annotation, molecular function: DNA binding; protein binding. Lineage: Eukaryota; Metazoa; Arthropoda; Insecta; Siphonaptera; Pulicidae. Bases 292 to 3870 code for a protein of 1192 amino acids. The record is from RefSeq and is a predicted model, not a curated record. The transcript has 11 exons.